Messenger RNA from Orbilia oligospora ATCC 24927, 537 nucleotides. RefSeq lists its product as uncharacterized. The record is from RefSeq and is a predicted model, not a curated record. Gene Ontology annotation, molecular function: acireductone dioxygenase [iron(II)-requiring] activity. The transcript has 3 exons. Lineage: Eukaryota; Fungi; Ascomycota; Orbiliomycetes; Orbiliales; Orbiliaceae. The coding region runs from base 1 to 537 and encodes 178 amino acids.
AUGAAGAUCUACUACUACGACUCCCUCCCCGGCGACCAACGUCUCCACCACGAGUCAUCGGACCCUCUUCCCGAAUCUCUCCUUGAUGACCUCGCUAUCAUCGCCGGUUUCUAUACAUCCGGCGAGCAAGUCGAUACCAUCGCUAAGGAGCGAAACUACAGGAACCGCGACAUCAUCACCGUUUCACCAGAAGCAAUGGGUGAAGUCUACGAGUCCAAGGUCAAGAUGUUCUUCGCUGAGCAUCUCCACGAAGAUGAAGAGAUUCGUUAUAUCUUGGAUGGAAGCGGUUACUUUGAUGUCAGGAGCGGGAAGCCUGGUGCUGAAGAUGAGAGAUGGGUUCGUGUGGCUAUGGAAGCUGGGGAUUUCAUCGUCUUGCCAGCUGGAAUCUAUCAUCGCUUCACCACCGAUGAGAAGAAUUAUAUUAAGGCAAUGAGGUUGUUCAAGGACGAGCCAAAAUGGACCGCCCUCAAUCGCAGUGCUGAGGUUGACGAGAACCCUUACAGGCAGGAGUAUGUCAGCACUCUGUUGAAAGCCUAG